Molecule: messenger RNA, 4007 nt
Organism: Sphaeramia orbicularis (orbiculate cardinalfish)
Lineage: Eukaryota; Metazoa; Chordata; Actinopteri; Kurtiformes; Apogonidae
Gene: prdm1b
Product: PR domain containing 1b, with ZNF domain
Exons: 7
Coding region: 326-2494 (722 amino acids)
Biological process (GO): cell fate commitment; regulation of transcription by RNA polymerase II
Cellular component (GO): nucleus; cytoplasm
Molecular function (GO): DNA-binding transcription repressor activity, RNA polymerase II-specific; RNA polymerase II cis-regulatory region sequence-specific DNA binding; protein binding
Source: RefSeq, a predicted model, not a curated record
UGACAGUGACACGGUGACCACAGAAGGAUAACUAAAGGAUCUAACUGAGCGUAACCUGAAGAAACACUGGAGAAAGAAGAGGGAGAGCAGAAGGGAGACGAUAAAUUAAGCGAUCAAGUGAUGACAUAGCCAAAGAAAUGAAGAUCCAACAGCUGAAUGAAUGUGUGGAAAUCUUGAGCUUUAACUAGCAUACCUAAGAAAAGGGACCAUUCCCUUCACAACCAAAGUACAUCUAUACCAAAGCAACUUAUACCAAAUUCUACCAAACCAACCUAAAGUUCUAAAGGCUGAAUCUUUUACCUACUAUAUAAACUGUACUGUCAAGAUGAAACUGGAAAGCACACCUGGAGACAUAAGUGGAUGGAGAGAGGUGGACUUCGCUCUCAACUGCACCUACAUUGUGCCAGACCAAGUGUCAGACCCCAGCUUCAACCUGCCCAAAGCCAUGACCUCCAUCCCACGCAAUCUCACGUUCGAUUAUGGCAAUGACAAUGAGGUCACAGGCAUAUUCAGCAAGGAAUAUAUUCCUCAGGGGACUCGCUUUGGCCCCCUGCAAGGAGACAUCUAUACCAAAGACAGCGUACCCAAACAGGCUAACAGGAAAUACUUCUGGAGGAUUUAUAGUGGCGGGCAGCUUCAAAACUUCAUAGAUGGCUAUGAUGUCAACAGAAGCAAUUGGAUGCGUUAUGUCAACCCGGCCCGCUCUUUGGCUGAACAGAACCUGGUUGCAUGUCAGAAUGGCCGGGACAUUUAUUUCUACACCAUCAGACCAGUGGAGCCCAAACAGGAGCUGCUGGUCUGGUACAGCCAAGAGUUUGCCCAGAGGCUCUGCAGCCAACAGGACAACAUUAAACAGAAAUACAUGAGUGCUGAUGAAGACAGUGAACCAGAGUACACCAAGCAGCACCUACCUCAGCAGACGUGGCUUAAAGAGAGAACAAAAGAAGAGGUGAAAGAGGAAAGAGAUGAAGACGGAGAGGAAAAAAUUGAUGUGGAGAUUCUGGAAAGAGACACUCCACCUGACACACCCGACGACCAGAUAAUGGACUUCAGCAAAAAGGUUGAGAAGGAGGAGAAAAGUAGUAGUGAUCGAGAAGACCAGGGAAUUAUUCCUUCCCCUCAGCCUGAACACAGAGAACCCAGCUUGGCCUUGAAUCCCUCGUACUUACCAGAUCACCACCCUGGAAUCCCAUCAGCACAUCGGAACUUCCCCCUUCACCUUCACGGCUUGUACGGACACAGGGAGGGCCUUGUGUCAUCAUACCCUCUUUACCCACAAUCCCGACCCCUCCAGCCCACUUACCAGCUCCUUCCUCCUUAUGGCUCACACUAUCCUCGCCUCCUCCUACCCCCAUAUUCCCCUCCCUUCCCUGGGAUGCUGCCCUCCAGAGGACCCCUCCGAUACAGCAAUUACUUGGGCACAGAUGGGCUUCCAUACCCGACGAUCGGCCCACCGAAUCUUCUCCCAGUGUCACUCCCUUACCCUCCGUCUCCACAGGGCGGUCUUAAAGAACUAACACCAAAUGUGUCCCCACCCCGAGGUGCUCCGGCCACCCCAGAGCUGUCUCCCCUCCCCAAGCCCAGCAGCCAACAUCAGUCCCCAGAACACUCCCCCUCCAGCUGCGAGGAGGCCAUGAACCUAAGCCUGCCUACAACCAAAAGUAACACAGCGCCACGCAACGGGCCUGGCCACAAAUCCCUUCCCUACCCACUGAAGAAGCAGAACGGGAAGAUUAAAUAUGAAUGUAACGUCUGCAUGAAAACUUUUGGACAGCUGUCUAAUCUCAAGGUACAUCUCAGAGUCCAUAGUGGGGAAAGACCCUUCCAGUGUAACCUAUGCAAAAAGAGCUUUACUCAACUGGCCCACCUCCAGAAACAUCACCUGGUCCACACGGGGGAGAAACCACAUGAAUGCCAGGUGUGUCACAAACGCUUCAGCAGCACCAGCAACUUGAAAACACACCUGCGGCUACAUUCUGGGGAAAAACCGUACCAAUGCAAGCUGUGCAGCACCAAAUUCACCCAGUACAUCCACCUCAAACUUCACCGUCGACUUCACAGCAGCCGGGACCGCCCGUACAGCUGCCAGCUCUGCGCCCAGGCCUUCUUUCACCGCUUCUCCCUGCGCAUUCACCAACGCAGCUGUUGCCUGGUGAACUCAAACACCCCUGUCAACGCGAACAUGAAGGAGAUGAUUGAGAGGUUCGACGCCAGCCAAGAAGCUGAUACACUUGCGGAAACUGCAUCUGCGCCGCAAGUGGAGGAAGCCGUAGAGCGUUGGUUGGCCCGUACUCUCGAAGGUGAGGGGAAGGAGGACCAGAAGGAAGCGACCGUACUUCUGAAAGCUCUAGCUGCUGUUAUUCACGCACCAGCGAUGCCAAUGGGCCAAACAGCUGCACCUCCGUCACACCACAACACUCCUCUGGCAUAUCAGGAGAGAGCCAGUGUUGUUCACCUCCACAAACGGCCCUCGAUGAAGACUGAAGCACAGUGAGAAUGAACUGAAGAACACUUUUAGGGACAUUAUACACAGUUCGCUUGCAGCCAACAAUCAAGAAUACAGUCGCCAAAUGAAAUAUCCCCUUUCAUCCAAAGAAGGAAACAAACAGGGACUAUAAAUAUGAAAAAAAAAAAAAAAUACAAUGAGCACAGCACCAAAAGAAGAGCGUUCCAAAGACUGGGCUAGGAUAUUUAGUGUUUGGUACUUCCUCCCGAAACUCAGUGGGAAAACAAUAAAAAAGAGGGAGUGUGUUGUUAAGCUGUGAAUAAUUUAAACUCUUUUCACUCAGGUAGACAUAUGUUUGCUUCUUUUGUGCUUUAACUUAUUACGUGUUAAAAUUUUGAGUCUUCUAUAUUUAUUUAGUUGUAUCAUAGUUUAUUUUUGUUAAUGCUUUUUUUUUUCUCCUUUUUUUUCCUGUGUGUUGACAUUUCCAAGGAGAUUCGAUUUCUUAGGAAAAACCACAAAUUGACUCAGGACUAAUAAUGUAGCAUGGGUCUGUGUUUAAGUGUUCACUUGUCACAGUUCUGUUGUCUAUUGUUUUACUUUGUUUGCAAGUGUGUUUGAGCUUCUGGGUGCAUGGGCAUAAUGAAUGGAAGUAUUUAUGUAAGACAAGGCACUGUGGUAGCACAAACCACCUUCCUGACAAGUUUGCAACUGUUUUAUUUAUUUGUGAAUAAAAGGGAAAGAUUCAGUAUCUCAAAACUUAAAUAUGCAUUUGCCAAAAUUACAGUCACAGAAGAUGAAUGUGUAGCAUUGCUCUUUUGGACCAUUAUUAUCUUUUAUUAAAGUUAAGAAGAGAAGAAACUAAUCCAAAUAAAGUAUUGAUCACCUUUUUAGUAACUGUGCAGAAACUACCUGUGAAGUAUCUUUGUUAUUAAAGUUUUAAAAGAUACACUGUGCUGGAAAUAAGCAAAUACCACCAAAAAUAAUGAAUGGGAUGUGACAGAUCAUACAGGUGAACAGCACAUUAAAUCAGGAGAAGAAUGACUUUCUUUCUUUCUUACUGUUGUUUUUACAUCAAAACUAAAUGCUGUGUCACAAAGUGCACUGCUAUGUUUGUAUCAUGUUAAAUGUUUCAGGUAUGCCUUCCACAGAAAGCUUUACAAUAACUGUUUGUCCACAUGAGCUUCACCAAAUCUUAAGUCUCAUCCAAGUAGAGUGCGUAUAUUUAUUUUCUGUUUUCUGCAAAUUCAAACACAUCAACAGGACACACUGUCAGUACCUCAUCAUGAGCAUUUACCAGUAAAUAUGAGCAACAAACGAGUACAAUCGCAUUAAAAUAAAAGGCAAGCACAGAGGUGGGAGCCAUUGUUUAGAACUUUACUACUGAGUCAAUAAUAUACUUUUUUUUCGUCAUUUUGUAGUUUUUAUUUCUGUACAGUAUGUUUUCUGUCUAUGUAGUUUAUUCUUGGAGGUUAUGAGAUGUUAAGAAUUUAUAUGUGAGAGACUAUUUUGAUGAUACUUUUAUAUUAACCUGAUGUAGCAUAUUAAAGAUAUUGUUUCUAUA